Molecule: messenger RNA, 1152 nt
Organism: Cladocopium goreaui
Lineage: Eukaryota; Dinophyceae; Suessiales; Symbiodiniaceae
Source: the annotation of a GenBank genome assembly
AUGAUUCUGGCUCAACAGAACCCAGCUCUUAUCUCUCGUACUAAUUGUGAAAGCACGACAGUCUGUACUACUUACAUAUCGAAGAGUGUCCUUGCCUGCGAACACACUGCGGUGAUGUGGCAAAUGCUCGUUGCCAGCUUUGUGUGGGGCAUUCUUGUAUGCGCAGCCAAAGAAUGUGAAGAAGCUUGGAUGCUCCAGACAUCUGAGAGGCUUUUGGCCCCGCUGGGUGCCAAAGGGCCCAGUUUACAGGUGAAAGUCGAGGCUAAUCCUACCAUGGCCGCUGAGGGAGGCAGUCAGGGUCCUCACAUUCACACAUUCCAUGCAGAACAUUAUCUUGUGCAAAAUCAAGGCAGCUUUUCAUUUUGGCAUUUAUCGGGUUUGAACGCAGAAGCGUCCAAAAAAGUUCCAGUGAAUGUUCAGAUCUUCGCGCACUACUCGGGUCAUAAUUCCUAUCUGAAUGGUCUUCUGGUGGUGAACUCGGAUGAGGGUCGACAGCCCACUGCUCUCGAGAUGACAUCGGAGGACUGCAGGUGGCGCGCCCGGAUUGGCAGUGACUGGCACUACGUUGAUGGGCCUGAGCAUCUUUCAGCCUUUCGCCUGGCUGGCGACCGCCAGUUGCGUGUGGAGAUGUUGACCCAAAAAGAAGUGUUGAAGGUGGCUCAUCUCUAUACCAUGUGCAAGCCAGGUCAUCAUAUCAACGUGAAGGUCAUCAUGUUCUCUCAGGAGCACGUGAGUCUUGUGCAAGGCCAACUUAGUAGGCGCCAUGCAACGAAGCCUACGGUAGCCAUGGUCAGCGAUAUAGAACAAAGAGUGAGGGACCAAGAAUUCCUGAUGAACAAGAGCUGGACCGAACUUGGAGGUACUUUCGGUGCUUCUGCCUACUUGAAUCAGGUGAAUGAAUAUCCCAGUGCCUUUCUGAAAAGCUGCAGCGCGGAAGAUGAGACCAAAGCAAGGCGAACUUGUUCCAAAUUCUUGGGUCAGCAAGAUCCAAGGCCGGAUCCAAAGGAGAUCAUGUUCAAGGAACAUUUCGCUCAGUUUCAACGAAUUUUCCAGGACUGCAUCUUUGACGUAUGCCUUGGUGGUGGUGAAAUCGCUGCUGAAUUGGCAGCAGAAUAUGUACGAACGCCUUUUGGUGAUCGAUCCGCCAAGUGA